AUGUCCAUCCCCUCCAUCCUCAUCGACCUCAUCUGGGGCAACGACGACGAAACCCAAGUCUUCGCCCACGCCCACGACACAGCAAACAACUCCCCUUCCCUCCUCACCUUCCGCCUCACCCAAGACACUACUACCCAGCAGCCACAGAGCCUUGCAAACCGCAUCGUGUCUCGCUUCCACGACCUCCCCGUCUCCUCCAGCAGCGCAACGUUUCCCGACCGCGCGUCCAUGCGCAAAGCACUUGGAGCUGCUAUCCAACGAGCAUGGCCUAGUUGUGCUCACGCUGCUGCGGCACCGGAUGCUGUUGUUGACCUGUUUGAUGACGACGACGACGACGAGCGUGAUGAGCAAGGAGGAGCCGAAGGUGUGAAUAUCCAAUGGCUUGUACGAUAUGAGAGCACGCUGUAUCAGGAGUUUCUCGACGCGCUGCUCCCCGUCGACGACUUCUUCUUCCGAGACAACAUGCACUCUUCGUCCAGAGAAGCCAUCAAGCUCAUCGACAUCAAAGACAUUGUCCUCAUCCACCCUCUCCCGGGAAGAGGAACCUCAGCUCUAGUCCACAUCCCAUCCAACCCAAACGCCCUCUACGCCAUGAAAUCCAUCGCCUUCACAGACCUCCUCAACUCCCGCGAAGAAUUCACCUACAACCGCGACUCCUUCUACCACUCCAUCAAACUCAUCUCCCACACCAUCCCUCCCCAUCCAAACAUCCAGCCCCCUCCCCGCAUCCUCAUCACGUCGACAACCCACCAUAACAAAGUGCUCCUCUUACGGGGGACCCUCUACCCAUACAUGAACCAAGGCACCCUCGACACCCAAAUCACAACCGCCCAAGAAGCCCACAACCAGCCACGCAUCAGUCUGCAAAGCAAAGCCCGCUGGUGUCUCCAAAUGUGCCAAGCACUCCUCCACACGCACCGCACAGCAAAGACGUUCCACAUGGACAUCAAGCCCGCAAACUUCCUCGUCAACGACCACGGAAACCUCGUCCUCAUCGACUGGGAACAAAGCGGCGCGCCGUGGUAUACCCUCGCUCCCGAAGCAAACGGCGAAUGGGACGUGGCUCGAGUGAGCGAUGAUGAUGAUGAUGAUGAUGGCAACGACGACGACGACGCAUCGCAGCUGGUAUACUCAAGGUAUCAAGGCCCGGAGCGAGUUAACCUCCCGAGGGGCAGACCGGCUUGGAACGUCUUUCCUGAAUGGAGCGAGAAAUGGCCAAUGGCUGCAGAGGCUGCAGAGGUGUUUAGCUUGGGGCGGACAAUGUGGAUGCUGUUGCAGCAGGUUCCGCAGGAGGAUAUUGAGCUUCUCAGCCCCGAUGAGCUUCAUGUCUGCUGGAGUGAAGUUGCAGCUGAUAUUCCCGAUGCUUGGAAAGCCGUCGUCAUGCAGUGUAUGGAGAAAGACCCUCUGGCUCGAAUCAAACUCACCGAUCUC
This is a messenger RNA of Trichoderma reesei QM6a, 1431 nucleotides long. RefSeq lists its product as uncharacterized. NCBI's taxonomy places the organism in Eukaryota, Fungi, Ascomycota, Sordariomycetes, Hypocreales, Hypocreaceae. Gene Ontology annotation, molecular function: protein serine/threonine kinase activity; ATP binding. The record is from RefSeq and is a predicted model, not a curated record. Gene Ontology annotation, biological process: protein phosphorylation. The annotation marks the transcript as partial. The transcript has a single exon. Gene Ontology annotation, cellular component: cytoplasm.